AUUAUUCUCUUUCGGCGCCGAGAGUGAGGCGGAUAUGCCGCUGGGAAUGACGAUGACGACAGUUACUAUUUGCAUGAUAUUGGCCAAAACAGUCCUUCAUCAUGAAGUUCAGACACGCAUGCAACGUCGGGCUGCUUAUGGCGUGGCAUAUGUACGGCGGCUAGCAGCCUUUGGAUUGGCGGCAUCCAAGGACUCGUCUAUGCAGCAGCAGCAGCAGCAGCAGCCGAAGCGCCACUGGGUGCUUGCGUGGGGUGCAGUAGGAACAGGAGUGGUGCAGCGAUUGGAGCUGAUGAGUGGCCGGCAAAGCGAAGGGAAGGAUGUUGCAGGGAAGGAUGUUGCAGGGAAGGAUGUUGCAGGGAAGGAUGUUGCAGGGAAGGAUGUUGCAGGGAAGGAUGUUGCAGGGAAGGAUGUUGCAGGGAAGGAUGUUGCAGGGAAGGAUGUUGCAGGGAAGGAUGUUGCAGGGAAGGAUGUUGCAGGGAAGGAUGUUGCAGGGAAGGAUGUUGCAGGGAAGGAUGUUGCAGGGAAGGAUGUUGCAGGGAAGGAUGUUGCAGGGAAGGAUGUUGCAGGGAAGGAUGUUGCAGGGAAGGAUGUUGCAGGGAAGGAUGUUGCAGGGAAGGAUGUUGCAGGGAAGGAUGUUGCAGGGAAGGAUGUUGCAGGGAAGGAUGUUGCAGGGAAGGAUGUUGCAGGGAAGGAUGUUGCAGGGAAGGAUGUUGCAGGGAAGGAUGUUGCAGGGAAGGAUGUUGCAGGGAAGGAUGUUGCAGGGAAGGAUGUUGCAGGGAAGGAUGUUGCAGGGAAGGAUGUUGCAGGGAAGGAUGUUGCAGGGAAGGAUGUUGCAGGGAAGGAUGUUGCAGGGAAGGAUGUUGCAGGGAAGGAUGUUGCAGGGAAGGAUGUUGCAGGGAAGGAUGUUGCAGGGAAGGAUGUUGCAGGGAAGGAUGUUGCAGGGAAGGAUGUUGCAGGGAAGGAUGUUGCAGGGAAGGAUGUUGCAGGGAAGGAUGUUGCAGGGAAGGAUGUUGCAGGGAAGGAUGUUGCAGGGAAGGAUGUUGCAGGGAAGGAUGUUGCAGGGAAGGAUGUUGCAGGGAAGGAUGUUGCAGGGAAGGAUGUUGCAGGGAAGGAUGUUGCAGGGAAGGAUGUUGCAGGGAAGGAUGUUGCAGGGAAGGAUGUUGCAGGGAAGGAUGUUGCAGGGAAGGAUGUUGCAGGGAAGGAUGUUGCAGGGAAGGAUGUUGCAGGGAAGGAUGUUGCAGGGAAGGAUGUUGCAGGGAAGGAUGUUGCAGGGAAGGAUGUUGCAGGGAAGGAUGUUGCAGGGAAGGAUGUUGCAGGGAAGGAUGUUGCAGGGAAGGAUGUUGCAGGGAAGGAUGUUGCAGGGAAGGAUGUUGCAGGGAAGGAUGUUGCAGGGAAGGAUGUUGCAGGGAAGGAUGUUGCAGGGAAGGAUGUUGCAGGGAAGGAUGUUGCAGGGAAGGAUGUUGCAGGGAAGGAUGAUGUUGCAGGGAAGGAUGUUGCAGGGAAGGAUGUUGCAGGGAAGGAUGUUGCAGGGAAGGAUGUUGCAGGGAAGGAUGUUGCAGGGAAGGAUGUUGCAGGGAAGGAUGUUGCAGGGAAGGAUGUUGCAGGGAAGGAUGUUGCAGGGAAGGAUGUUGCAGGGAAGGAUGUUGCAGGGAAGGAUGUUGCAGGGAAGGAUGUUGCAGGGAAGGAUGUUGCAGGGAAGGAUGUUGCAGGGAAGGAUGUUGCAGGGAAGGAUGUGGCAGGGAAGGAUGUUGCAGGGAAGGAUGUUGCAGGGAAGGAUGUUGCAGGGAAGGAUGUUGCAGGGAAGGAUGUUGCAGGGAAGGAUGUUGCAGGGAAGGAUGUUGCAGGGAAGGAUGUGGCAGGGAAGGAUGUUGCAGGGAAGGAUGUUGCAGGGAAGGAUGUUGCAGGGAAGGAUGUUGCAGGGAAGGAUGUGGCAGGGACGGAUGUUGCAGGGAAGGAUGUGGCAGGGAAGGAUGUGGCAGGGACGGAUGUGGCAGGGACGGAUGUGGCAGGGACGGAUGUGGCAGGGAAGCUCUGCCAUGACCCGUCUCGGGACUCGUUCCCGUUGAAUCCACGCUGUCCAAUGGGAAUGGCUGGGCCUGCGAUGUGCGAGUGGGGUGGGGGCAUCACUGUGGGUGUCGAGCUGGACGAUGAAAGCUGGACGAUGACUGCGCCGCCUCACACCCGCCGCUGCACCACCGCCAUCGGCGCCGCUGCCGGAAACCUCAGCUCCUGCUUCUCCAACGCCGACUCCUGCCCCACGGAUUCACCAACUUCUGCCCGACGGAUUCCUGGCCCUAUGGUGCAGACGUGGCGGAUGCAAGGGAGAGGCUGCAGGCGAGGCUGGGCUGGGCGGGGCUGCUGGGUGCCCCGUGGCGGUGUUCUUCCUCCAGGACGAGCGCCGGGAGUGGAGCUCCAGCUAAUAGGUACUGGUAGCCAGGACCGAAGCUUCGCAUGGCUGCUCACAUCCCACUGCCACUUCGGAUCGGAUGCCUAUUGUGUUUGUGGCUUCGAAUGGAAUUGCACGUCACAUAGGCGACUUCUGCCCCACGGACUCCCACCCCCAAGGCGCGGGUGCACUGAUCAACCAGGCAGAGGCUGCUCACGUGAUGGAGGUGUGCGAGAGGCUGCAGGUGAAGCUGGCCGAUGGGUGCCACGUGGCGGUGCGGUAUCUGAGGACGGACGAGGACAGGGAGAAGGAG
This is a messenger RNA of Closterium sp. Naga37s-1, 2699 nucleotides long. The record is from the annotation of a GenBank genome assembly. Lineage: Eukaryota; Viridiplantae; Streptophyta; Zygnematophyceae; Desmidiales; Closteriaceae.